Molecule: messenger RNA, 1301 nt
Organism: Helianthus annuus (common sunflower)
Lineage: Eukaryota; Viridiplantae; Streptophyta; Magnoliopsida; Asterales; Asteraceae
Product: cysteine-rich receptor-like protein kinase 10
Exons: 4
Coding region: 71-1231 (386 amino acids)
Biological process (GO): protein phosphorylation
Molecular function (GO): ATP binding; protein kinase activity
Source: RefSeq, a predicted model, not a curated record
GACCUGAAGAGGAAGAAAAAAGCAACAUGAUUUUGGUUUUGAAUGGAAUUGAUGGUUGUAGGGAAAUGAGAUGGGUGUUCUCUCCCGUUUACGUGAUUGCCUGAGGUUCGGAACAAGAGCCGGUGAGGGUGAGGGUGAGGACUCUCUCUGUAACUCUUGGGAUUUGUUUUUCGACCUCCAUUCUCUUCAAGCUGCUACCGAUUUCUUCUCCGACUCCAAUCGACUCGGUCAUGGUGGCUUUGGUCCUGUUUACAAGGGCGUAUUGGGCAAUGGUGAACAAGUAGCAAUUAAGAAGCUUUCACUGACAUCAAGGCAAGGAAUACGAGAAUUCACAAACGAGGUGAAAUUACUACUGAAAAUUCAGCACAAAAACUUGGUGACGUUGUUAGGAUGCUGCGUACAAGGACCUGAGAAGAUGCUGGUGUACGAGUAUCUCCCGAACAAGAGCCUUGAUUAUAUCCUUUUCGAUAAGGAAAAGUCUCCAUCUUUGCACUGGACACAAAGGUUUCAAAUAAUUGUAGGUGUUAUCAGAGGUCUCCUCUACCUCCAUGAAGAAGCCCCUGUAAGGAUUAUUCACAGAGACAUCAAAGCAAGUAAUAUUUUGUUGGAUGACAAACUAAAUCCCAAAAUCUCAGAUUUUGGUUUGGCUAGACUUUUUCCUGGUGAUGAUACACAUUUGAACACCUUCAGGAUUUCGGGUACCCACGGAUACAUGGCUCCUGAAUACGCAAUGCACGGGUAUUUAUCGGUGAAAGCUGACGUGUUCAGUUUUGGAAUUUUAGUCUUGGAGAUUGUUAGUGGUCGAAAAGUUACCGAUAGGCAGCUCGGUGCUGACAAGUCAGAUCUCUUGACCUAUACAUGGAGGCUCUUCCAAUCAGGGAAGCAGUUGGAGUUAGUUGAUGAAACCCUUGAGACAUGUAACCCAAGCGAAGCAUUAAUGUGCAUACAAAUGGGGUUGUUAUGUUGCCAAGCCAUUGUUGCGGAUAGGCCCGAUAUGAAUUCUCUUCAUCUGAUGAUAUCAAAUGACUCCUUUACCCUCCCUAAACCCGGAAAGCCUGGGCUUCAAGGCCGUGGGGGACGUUGGACCACCACCACCAAUUCGUCGGCAUCACUUUCUAACACUAAAGCUAGUACUACCCUUAGUUACGAUGCUAAACAGUCUAUUGCUAGUUCUGUAGAAGAAUUUUCAAGAAAUUCUAUAUCUUGUUCUUCGAUUAACGAAGGUCGAUAAUGUUUAUUUUUUAUGUGGUGUGAAGGAUGUACUUAUUUUUUUUCAUUUAGAGUAAACUACCAUUUUGGUC